AAAAUACACCAGGAAAAACUCAAAAUACUAUACGAGACAUGUGUGAAGAAUGGGGUGCGAAUGCCCAACGACAAUUUCAAACUGGAUUACAUGCGCGAUCUCGAAGGAGUGAUCAAUGAAUGUAAUAGAAAAAUUAGAAUUGCAGAAAAACGACUGGAGCUCUCCGUAGAGGAGAGGGAGAAAAUUUCGAGCGUGACACAGGAGCUGGAUAAACUAGACGAACAGGUAAGCCUGAUGCUCCAGGAGAUAACGUUACUUGUGGAAAAGGGAGAAUUGGAAAUGGCUUUGGAUUGGAAUAAAGAGCUAGAGAAAGUGAUACGAAAUCGAGACGCUGUUGCCACGCAGUACACUGAAAUGGUUGAGAAUAUCAACCAGUCGGCACAGCAGAAAUUGCAAGUGUGCGAGCAGUGCGGUGCCUAUCUCUCUCGCCUCGAUAACGACCGCCGACUUGCGGACCAUUUUGUGGGUAAAAUGCAUCUGGCUUAUGUGGAGAUGAGACGCGCGUUGGCUGAACUCAAGGGCAGCUAGUCUCAUUUUUUCUUUUCAGCAAUGCCAACGGAUGGAGGGAGGGUGUCGGCAAUGGCACUCAACCAUGCUCGAAUUGGCAGCGUAUUGGAGAACAAAGUAAUCCCAGCACUGACUGCCAUAUAUGCAAGACUGACAGCGGCGGUCACAGACACAAUGACUGACAAGCUGAUGAUGAAAACCGGCAGGAAACCAAUUCCUGCCGCAAUUGCAAGAAUGGUGAACCCGGUGGUGAACAAAAAGCCAAUGAAUGAGGUGUACACGGCCAUUAGCAGAAUGAAUAUUAGAACCGGAGGGAUGAUGCUGAGCACAAAGAUGGUCACUGAGAUGUUGACGAAAUACGAAUUAGAUUUGUAGAAUAGAAGCACCUGUUUCCACCAGCCAGAUACGUUAUUCCUGACUUGUUCAAGAAAAUUGAGGGUAUUCCUAAAGUGUUAGAGAUCCCUCUUUUAUGGAGGUUAUGAGCACUUACAGAAAGAUCAGACUCCGGUACGUGCUGUUCUGUGGAAUGAGCACGUCGAUCAG
Molecule: messenger RNA, 1050 nt
Organism: Ogataea polymorpha
Lineage: Eukaryota; Fungi; Ascomycota; Pichiomycetes; Pichiales; Pichiaceae
Exons: 1
Coding region: 61-528 (155 amino acids)
Biological process (GO): mRNA splice site recognition
Cellular component (GO): U1 snRNP; U2-type prespliceosome
Molecular function (GO): mRNA binding
Source: RefSeq, a predicted model, not a curated record